AUGGCUGUGUGCGGGUACCUGCUAGUAGUAGCCGCUGUCCUGGUGGGACAAGCUUUGUCAGUGCCAGUCGUUGUCCCCGAUGCGCCCAAUGGCAGUGAUCAGGCGAAUGAAAGGCACGGUGAUCAGCUGCUUCGCGCAUGGCUAGAUCUGUUUGGAUCGCGUAGCGGUAAUCAGAACCCCGAUCCAGUGCCUCAUCACAGCGAGGGGCCGCACCACGGUGAAGAGCCACAUCAAGGUGAAGAGCCACACCACGAGGAGCCCCAUCACGAGGAGCCACACCACGAGGAGCCCCAUCACGAGGAGCCACACCACGAGGAGCCACACCACGAGGAGCCACACCACGACGAGGAGCCCCAUCACGAGGAACCACACCAUGGCGUACACCCUCGUCCUGAAGAGCCACAUCACCAUCGACACGGUCACCAUCAUGGCGAGCCGCACCAUGGACAGCCUCAUCAUCAUUUCGGUCCUCAUCACGGAGAGCCGCAUCAUGUCAACCCCCACCACCAUGGAGGAGGACAUGCUGGACAAUCUCGCCAUGGAGAGCCGCAUCAACACGAUUAUCCUCACCAUCCUGGUCAUCACCAUCACAAUGAACCUCACCAUAACCAGGAGCCUCAUUUUGAACCUCAGCUACAUCACGAGCAGCCACACCAUGAGGGACCACAUCACGGGGGACCACGCCACGAGGGUCCGCAUCACGAGGAACCACACCACGAGGAACCACAUCACGAGGAACCACACCACGAUGGACCACAUCACGAGGAACCACACCACGAGGGACCACAUCACGAGGGACCACACCACGAGGGUCCACAUCACGAGGAACCACACCACGAGGGACCACAUCACGAGGAACCACACCACGAUGGACCACAUCACGAGGAACCACACCACGAGGGACCACAUCACGGGGGACCACACCACGAGGGUCCACAUCACGAGGAACCACACCACGAGGAACCACAUCACGAGGAACCACACCACGAUGGACCACAUCACGAGGAACCACACCACGAGGGACCACGCCACGAGGGUCCACAUCACGAGGAACCACACCACGAGGGACCACACCACGAGGGACCACACCACGAGGAACCACACCACGAGGGACCACACCACGAGGAACCACACCACGAGGGACCACAUCACGAGGGUCCACAUCACGAGGAACCACACCGCGAGGAACCACAUCACGAGGGUCCACACCACGAGGGACCACACCACGAGGAGGAACCACACCACGAGGAGGAACCACACCACGAAGAGGAACCACACCACGAGGAGGAACCACACCACGAGGAGGAACCACACCACGAGGAGGAACCACACCACGAGGAGGAACCUCACCGCGAGGAGGAACCACACCGCGAGGAGGAACCACACCACGAGGAGGAACCACACCACGAGGAGGAACCACACCGCGAGGAGGAACCACACCACGAGGAGGAACCACACCACGAGGGGGAACCCCACCACGAGGAGGAACCACACCACGAGGAGGAACCACACCACGAGGGGGAACCACACCACGAGGGGGAACCCCACCACGAGGAGGAACCACACCACGAGGAGGAACCACACCACGAGGGGGAACCCCACCACGAGGGGGAACCACACCACGAGGAGGAACCACACCACCAUGAGGAGCCCCACCACGAGGAGGAGCCCCACCGCGAAGAGGACCAGCAGCAGCAGGAGGAACACGGAUAUGUUGCCAUACCUUUCUUUGCGUAUGAACAGUGCCCAGCCGAAGCCCAAGAGGAAAGUGUACUUGAGAGCAAGUGCUAUGCGUUCGGUGAGGAGGGAUGGUGCUUCAAGCGAGGAUAUCAACACGGCCUGAUGUUGCGACAAGUCCGUGUGCAGAGCUACGAAACUGUCCUACAAAGUUGCACAUCCGACCAGUCGCUAGUCGGAGACUGUCACUGUGAACGACAAGAGCUACGCCGCUGUGUGGAGGCCUACACGGUUGGCUGUGAGGUCGCCGCACCACAGCUGCAUGAGGUACACGCAGAGUCGGACCACGAGGAGGGGCACGUGAGCCCAGGGCAACACGGCCAGAUCCAUCUGGACCAGACACCCGAAAACGAGGAGGAGCACGCCCAAGACCCCAAUGUGAUCGUGUCACAUCAGGACAUGCCUAAACACAUGCCAGACGUCCAUCCAUCGGAGAAACCCGGAUUCGGCUCGCCCAAUGAUGUGCAUGAGUCACAGCCAUCAGUUGCUGCUGUUCCCUCGGAAGGUCCGGCACAGAAUGAUCGUGUUGAGGACCGACCGCACAACCCUCCCCAGUACCCAUACCCGCAAAGCUUUCCCCGGUUCAGCCCAGGGGACGUUCCGCCCAGUGAGCAUGUACCACCGCAUCACGGCUACCCUCAACACCUGCCUGAGUCGGGUGACAUCAUCCUGAGUUCCAGCAAGUGA
This is a messenger RNA of Sycon ciliatum, 2424 nucleotides long. RefSeq lists its product as uncharacterized. Lineage: Eukaryota; Metazoa; Porifera; Calcarea; Leucosolenida; Sycettidae. The record is from RefSeq and is a predicted model, not a curated record. The transcript has a single exon. Bases 1 to 2424 code for a protein of 807 amino acids.